AUGGGCAACUUUACUGUUCCCAUACUUGACUGGGAUGGCACAAGAGGCCUAUUGUGGGUUGGCUUCAGUAAUAUCCCAAGAUUACGUGUGAGUCAUACAGGCUAUUUUGGAUUCUUUGGCUAUCUCAGAGGAAUCAUUCAGCCACUGAUUUUGGGAGCAGCUUCACAUGAUGGCAUUGAAACUGGAAGACUGGUGUUGACAAUGGCUCAGACCCAAGAAUUGGAAAUUGGAAAGGGAAAUUCAGAGAUCAGGAAUAGGAAAGCCCCAGAAGAAGAGAUUGCCAAAAAACAAGCAGGAGGUUUCAAUAUCAGCAGCCAGGUCCUGAAUCGACCGCUUCAUCUCGGUGGAGCUGGUGGACGAGAGCCUCUUCGACUGGAACGUGAAGCUGCACCAGGUGGACAAGGACUCGGUGCUGUGGCAGGACAUGAAGGAGACCAACACGGAGUUCAUCCUGCUCAACCUCACCUUCCCCGACAACUUCCCCUUCUCGCCGCCCUUCAUGAGGGUGCUCAGCCCCCGCCUGGAAAAGACCGCUUCAUCUCGGUGGAGCUGGUGGACGAGAGCCUCUUCGACUGGAACGUGAAGCUGCACCAGGUGGACAAGGACUCGGUGCUGUGGCAGGACAUGAAGGAGACCAACACGGAGUUCAUCCUGCUCAACCUCACCUUCCCCGACAACUUCCCCUUCUCGCCGCCCUUCAUGAGGGUGCUCAGCCCCCGCCUGGAAAACGGCUACGUGCUGGACGGCGGGGCCAUCUGCAUGGAGCUGCUCACCCCCCGCGGCUGGUCCAGCGCCUACACGGUGGAGGCGGUCAUGAGGCAGUUCGCAGCCAGCCUGGUGAAAGGGCAGGGACGGAUCUGCAGAAAAGCUGGCAAAUCAAAAAAGUCCUUCAGUCGUAAGGAAGCUGAAGCAACAUUUAAGAGUUUAGUGAAGACCCAUGAAAAAUAUGGGUGGGUCACUCCCCCCGUCUCUGAUGGCUGAUGUUUGCAACCUGCACAUCAAUGCUAAACAAAACAACAAAACCAAGUACUAUGCCAUCUCCUCAGUGCUGUACACCACCCAUCCUUUUCUACUUCAGCUUCUGUUAUAUACCAUGAAUGUCAAGGAGACAUUUAAAUAAUGUGAUCUGUUUACAGAGGGAGAGAAGACAAAUGCUGUGUAGGAUUAUGUUUCAAGACUGGUGAAUGGUCAUCUUUAAGUCACUUUAGAGCGGAUGUUACGAUUGUGUCAUUUGCCCCAUGCAGGCCAUAUUGUCUUCAUUCUCUUUCCAUGACAGCAGCACCAGACAUCAGUAUUGGAAAUUCCAUCCAUUACUGCUCAGUUCAUUUAAAUGUAAAUGAAGCAGUUAAUAUUUAAUAGGGAAGCAGUGCAUUGCAAGUACAUGUUUGCUGUGCUGUUUAUCUUUGUUUCCUAGCAGGUCAACAUAACUUGAAGAUGUGUCUUUAUGUGGAGCUGUGGUCUGCUGUGACUAAAUUUAGACCUCAUUUGUGCUCUAUAUAUGACCUUUAAUUCAUAAAAGCAGAAUUAUAACAAUGAAAGAUUCUGGUGUUGAAAAAUUGUUAAGUGAAAUCACCCAAUUGGUCAAAUUGUGCUAUCUAUGCUGGUAUUGUGGUACGCUAGUGUUCAGAGAUCAACCAGUGUGAUUAGAUCAGGUGAUAUUUCAGAUACCAGAUGCACCCACUAUAGGGCUCAAAGUAGUUCAAGGUAGAGUGGUUUUUAUCUUCCCAGUACAAUGCAGUACUCCUACAACAGCAUGUUUGCCUGUCAGCUUUUCAGCGGCAAUACAAAAACCAAAAAGCAUAAAUGAACCUUAAAACUUAUAUGAAUCUUUUAAAGAUAAUGUGCCAGUAACAAAGUAAAGUCAGAUUUUCAAAGAAAGUGGAACAGUUGGUUUGUAAGGUGAUUUGCAUGGCUGGAUUUUUUAUUUUUACUCAACAGACGUUGUAUGUACUUUGAGCCCAGUAUUCGAGAAAACCCACUGAUGUAUAUAAAUGUCCUGUUAUUUAAUCAUUAAGAUUUAAUUUUCCUUGUCUGUCAAUAAUUUAAAAACUUUAUAAGGCUCCAUAAAAUCUGGAGUAAUGUUUAUAAUAAUAUAAUGAAAAAGGUUAAAAAUGUGGACUCCAAAUGGAAAAUCAUAUUGGGUACAUUCUGAAUAAAAUCACCAGUACCGUUACAUUGCCUCAAGAAUUCAAUCAUUUUAGGCUACUUUUGCUUUCAAAUUAAUAAGUGUAGUACUAUGAAACACUAGAAAUCUUAUUGAUACAUUAUGCCUGCUCUGGCAGCAUUUUCAAUUGAAAGUGGGACAUUAUUGAUUGUAAAAUGCAGUCCAGUAAAAAAAAAAUUAUGAUGUGUUUUUACAGAACUCUCCCAUUACAUGCCUAACACAAGAUUAGGCCAUUGCUUUUAAUCAAAAUGGUUGAACAGUCUCUGGUUGUAUUUUAACAGCACUGAAAAAAUCUUAUUCUAACUAUUUGUGGUGCUUUGUGGAGUAUUGGCUUGAUUUACAGCUGCACGGAUUAGGAAAGAAAAAAAUCAAAUGAAUUAACAACAAAUCAGAGUGUUGUAGGGCCAGUACAACACAGUACUCCUAUAAGAGCACGUUUGGAGAAACAAAAAUGCAUUAAUCAAACUUAAAAGUUAUCUGACUCAUUUUAUAAAAGAAUUUCAUUGUGUUCCCUUCACCCACUCCACCCCGGCACCAGUGCUGCCAACCUCCAUUUCCCCUUUGUCGUAAUCUCCCAUAGGCAUCUUUGUGCUUUCUGUGGCUCCACAUGUACUGUGUGGGACAUUCUUCCCCAAUUAUUCCAUAAAGCUAUUACGCUCUUCUCUAAAUCUCUUCCGCAAGACCCACUUCUAUCAACAUCUUAUGGGAAAUUGACAGUUAGCACUGUCUGAGACUCUUAAGUAAAAUGGCAUGUUGGGAUUUUUCAUUAUUUGUUUGUUUGUUUAUAUUUUGGCAAAUUAAGCACCUCAAAGUCAUCCAGUUGUUUACAUAGCUGGCCUAUGAAAACAUAUUUUUUCUUAUGCUUUCCUUCAUCCUCCUUCCUUCAUUCCUAUGUUUGUUACAAACAUUUGGUAUGCCUUGCCUUAAUUAAACACUAAUUAUGGACAGAAUUGCCUUUUACUCUAUUUUGUACACAGACUGAUUUGUAACUUAGGAUGCGACCAUGAUAAAAAAAUGCAUAAAUUAGAAUUUCUCCCUCAGAUCUAUGUAUCAUCCCUGUUCAGUGAUGAGUCACACACAUGCAUCCAAGGGCAGAAUGUAGAGCUUAGCUAUUCACAAAACUUACAGUCAUGUCUUUGAUUGAUUUUUUUAAAAUUGAAUUUUUGUUUGUAUGUUUGUUUCUGUUGAGAUAAAAAAGCUAGUAUAUUUUGUUAGGCAUCAAAUAAUGUUCAACCUCCUGUGUGGUUACUAAGUGCUAGAAACACUGAGCACUAAAAGGAAGAAGAGAGAUUUUCCUGCUAAUGGGUAGUUUCUUAAGAGCACUUACUGCACACAGCAUAUCAAAAUUCUGUUAAAAGCACUGUAUAAUGCUGAGGUAAAUCCACUGGGGGAAUGAUACUAGCUCUGUGAUUUAUUCCCUGUCUUUUUUUUCCUUUCAACUCAUUAUUUUCAACAUGAUAAAUAGUGACCAUUCUUCCUAGGAGUCACAUAUUUCAUGUUUUCUUAUAAGGUUCUGUGAAAUAAAACAGAAUAGAGGGUAGGUGAUUAGCUAGUACCAUUUUCCUCACAUCUUUUUAUGUAUAAAAGAAUACUUUUAAAUGUCUUUGCAAACAGCUGGCAAAACAAGGGGAAUUGCUGCUAAAGAUCCUAACUGCCUUUUAGUUAUGGGGAUAUCUCCACAUCACAGGCUACGUCUACACUGGCAGCUUCUUGCACAAGAACAGUUGUUCUUGCAC
This is a messenger RNA of Pelodiscus sinensis (Chinese soft-shelled turtle), 3900 nucleotides long. The record is from RefSeq and is a predicted model, not a curated record. NCBI's taxonomy places the organism in Eukaryota, Metazoa, Chordata, Testudines, Trionychidae.